AUGUCCUCUACAAACGACCUCGACAGCACCCGCCCACUCCUCCCCUCGAUCAACCCCCACCACAAUCCUCAACCCCGCACCCACCUCUCCGCCCUCGCCGCCCCCUUCGCCGCCAACAGCAUGACCCUCCGCGAGAUCUUCGAAGCGCUCACGUUCGCGGCGCUGGUCAAUCUCGUCGCUCUUAUUCGUGGUGGAGUUCUGGGGAUGCUUGUUUUGUUGGUGGGGGGUGGGAGGGAUGGUGAGGCCGGCGGUGAUUUUGGGAAGGCAGGUUGUGGGGGUUGUGAGGGAGGGGAGGGGAAGGGGAGGGCGCGUAAGGGGGAGGGAGGGCUUGAGUGGUUUUUGGGUAACAGGGCAACCCUCUCGACGCCGAUCGCGGACUCCGUCUGCUUCGCGAUGGAUCCUCCAACCUCGGCAUCCAUAAGCCUCACGCAGCGAGCCAAGAUCUGGUUCAUUGCCACUCUCUUCACCACCUUUAUCAAGAUCACUGGCAUCUUCAAGGGCACCGGCGAUGAUACCCUUGAUUCCUGCGUGAUCUCAGUUCUCACCGCCAUCGCCAUCGCCGUCUACAGCUCCAGACACACCUACUUCAUCUCUUUGCUCGCCUUAUGA
Molecule: messenger RNA, 609 nt
Organism: Zasmidium cellare ATCC 36951
Lineage: Eukaryota; Fungi; Ascomycota; Dothideomycetes; Mycosphaerellales; Mycosphaerellaceae
Exons: 2
Coding region: 1-609 (202 amino acids)
Source: RefSeq, a predicted model, not a curated record